AUGGGCCAACAACAGUCAAAGAGCAGCGAUGGAACUAGAACUCCACUGAAGAGCGGCUCGUCCUCUAAUCUGCCGGAUACAUUACAGCAGUAUCCCUCCAUAUCCAAAUCCGACACGAGGGAGAGUUCCUCGCGAUCCAUCCGAUCGUCCAUUCGAAGCAAAAUAAAGAGCUCGGGAGAUGACAAGACCAACGACAGCCCCAGGGCGUCGGGCUCCACCCUUGCGGGGUCGGAAGUCCCAAACAACGACAAGGCUGACGCCAGUUCUAUUGCCAGUGGCCGUUCGGGCUCUUCUCGAGCCCCGAGAGAGAAGAUCACGACCAACCCUCUGGUAGAGUCUCCUACGUCGCCCAACGACGACGAUGAUGCUCCAUCACCAGGUGCCAACACUCCUGCAAGACCACCGUCACCAACCCAGUCCAAGUCUGUAGGCAAAGGUCACAAGUCGGUGGAUCGUGCUCAGAGGACCGGAGAGGUAGGCGCAGUCUCUGAGGAAGCUCCUCAUCAGGCUCAUGUCCAUUCAUCUACGCAAAAGGCGGGGGAUUCGAUCUUGGUCAAGCGGGAGAACCAGAUCAACCCGCGAGCCCCAGAGACCAAGGCCUCACUGCGGGCCAAACUGGCAGAGUUGCCAGGUGCUUCUCCAGGAGGUGGUAUGGGCAUGAGCGAAGUGAAUGACAUGGAUUUGGACGACAUGAUCUCUCGUCUCCUGGAUGCUGGUUACACCACCAAGGUAACGAAAGCUGUCUGCCUUAAGAACGCCGAGAUUACGGCAAUCUGCACCGCCGUACGGGAGGUGCUCCUCUCUCAGCCAGCACUGCUGGAGCUCACGGCACCGGUCAAAAUUGUGGGGGAUAUUCACGGCCAGUACAAUGACCUGAUCCGACUUUUCGAAAUGUGCGGAUUCCCCCCAAACGCAAACUAUCUUUUCCUGGGCGACUAUGUCGACCGGGGAAAACAGUCUCUUGAGACAAUUCUACUCUUGUUUUGCUACAAGUUGAAAUACCCAGAGAACUUUUUCAUCCUUCGAGGUAACCACGAGUGUGCUAACGUCACUCGAGUUUAUGGUUUUUACGACGAAUGCAAGCGAAGGUGCAACAUCAAGAUCUGGAAAACAUUCAUUGACACCUUCAACUGUCUGCCCAUUGCUGCGAUUGUGGCCGACAAGAUCUUCUGCGUCCAUGGCGGCCUGUCCCCGUCUCUGUCUCAUAUGGAUGAUAUCCGGCAGAUUGCACGACCGACAGACGUUCCUGAUUAUGGGCUGCUGAAUGAUCUGUUGUGGAGUGACCCAGCGGACAUGGAUCAGGAUUGGGAGUCAAACGAACGGGGCGUCAGUUAUUGCUUUGGCAAAAAGGUCAUCGUCGACUUCCUGGCACGCCACGACUUCGACCUGGUCUGCCGAGCUCACAUGGUUGUCGAAGAUGGUUAUGAAUUUUUCAAUGACCGCUUGCUCGUCACGGUCUUCUCUGCGCCGAAUUACUGUGGUGAGUUCGACAACUGGGGUGCUGUGAUGUCGGUGUCCAGCAAUUUGCUUUGCAGCUUCGAAUUGCUGAAGCCGCUGGAUUCGAGUGCGCUUAAGAGUCAUAUUAAGAAGGGUAGAAAUGCCCGCCAGAAUAUGCUCAACAGUCCGCCAGCACAAGUGUCGGCUCAGAGCUUUUAA
Messenger RNA from Fonsecaea pedrosoi CBS 271.37, 1656 nucleotides. RefSeq lists its product as uncharacterized. Gene Ontology annotation, cellular component: cytoplasm; nucleus. Bases 1 to 1656 code for a protein of 551 amino acids. The transcript has 3 exons. Lineage: Eukaryota; Fungi; Ascomycota; Eurotiomycetes; Chaetothyriales; Herpotrichiellaceae. The record is from RefSeq and is a predicted model, not a curated record. Gene Ontology annotation, molecular function: protein serine/threonine phosphatase activity.